Messenger RNA from Pristis pectinata (smalltooth sawfish), 2880 nucleotides. Its product is annotated as cdc42 effector protein 2-like. The transcript is spliced from 3 exons. Lineage: Eukaryota; Metazoa; Chordata; Chondrichthyes; Rhinopristiformes; Pristidae. The record is from RefSeq and is a predicted model, not a curated record. Bases 866 to 1465 code for a protein of 199 amino acids.
AAUCCAACCUGAUGAGUGGUGCAACACUGCUUUAUUCAACACUGGAGCUGGACAAGCGACCAAUUGGUCCUGUGGUAAAAUUUGUCAUUUGUUGGUGCAGAAAAAAUUUAAUCAAGAAGAAACACUACCUUUGCAUUGACACUAUUCCAGACAUAUGUGGAUGAUUUACCUUCAGAGAAUGGGCCUCUUUUUCUAGACCGUACCAUACUUUCUCAGUGAUGUGUUCUCAGAGGAUGUGUCUGGACUUUUGACAGCAUAAUUGUCUGAACAAUUCCAGUCAGCUCUGGGUGGAUCAGACAUGAUAUUCACAUGUCUCUGAGCAACUUCCUGAUUUAGAUAUGGAUUAGAGUGCGAAACCUGUUCUCACCAGGCUGGUUUGCCUGCUUUGUGUUGCUCCAGACUCUAAACAGCGAUUGCCACAGACUCUGCGCAAGAGUAAACCUCCUUCAAUGUAAAACUACGUCAGAAACCUAAGCUGAAGCUGUAGUCAGAGAGAAGUGCAGGCAUGAAAUGACAGAGGAACAGCGCGCGGUUCACCAAAGCAGACCAACGUGGGAGCCCUGACAACACCCGAGCUUUGAGGCAAGAUACCAAACACUGCAACAACAGUAAAAAAACAGAAGUAGCUGCCUGAAGUUUCCCCCAUUUCCAUUGGGCUCGAUCUGCAGGACCCACACAAACUGACUUACUAAGCCUGCAUUUGGGAGAUUCUAUACUGGAACCUGUUCUCCAACAUAUUUUGCAUCCAGAGAUCUUUCAAAAUCCGAGGAUCAGGCUACCAGAAGACAACUUUCCUAGGCCAUUCAUCGUCUUUUUCAAGUUUUCACAAUAAUUAAACUUUCGAAACCUACAGGUCAGAUAUAAAAUGUCUCUCAAAACUCCCAUCUACCUCAAAACUGCAUUACCUAAAAAGGGCAAGAAGCCGAAACUGCGGGAAGUCCUAUCAGCUGACAUGAUCAGCCCACCUCUGGGAGAUUUUCACCACAAAUCGCACAUUGGCAGGAGAGGAGAGAGUGACACGUUUGGGGAUAUGUCCUUCCUGCAGGGCCAGGAUGAACUUCUGUCCUCCUUGAGUACAUCGAAAGAUCCAAGGGGUGUGGCACCCCCUAAACCCCCUCGACUACACCUAGGAGAGUCCGACGACACAACCACAGUCAAUCCUACGCAGGCUGCUUCCAAGUCUCCAGAUAACCAACUACCAACUCUUCACUCACCCUACUUCCAAUAUCACAUGCUGAAGGGCUCCAAGGAAGCCCCACCACAUGACAAGCAGAUAGAUGACAAAGACCAGCAACAAACUGAAGGUGUAGAAGGCUGGUUGUGCUCAGCUGAGAGAACAGUGGAUGAGUCUCAGUCAAACCCAUCUGAAUCUAUGUUUUCAUUUGAACUGGAUUUGGGACCUUCGAUACUGGAGGAUGUCCUCAAAAUAAUGGAUAAUCACAAAUCUGUAACUUCACAGCAGUAAAGUUACAUUAUCUGCUUGACUUUAUGGUAGUGAAUUAAAAGCCGUUGGAUACUGAGCACAAUAGCAACAGUUUGCUUAGGCAACCAAACUGUAUUCCAACUAAAGGGAACAAAAUAAUUAACAAAAAAAGUGCAGGAUAUUAUGAUUAGACCUACAGAUAUGAUUGAUUUCUAAGGAUGAUACGCUGCUUGAGACUCAUCUGCAUUGAGAUUUGCAAAGCAGGAUUAGAGUAUUUGUAUAUUGAGCACAUUGUGAUUCCUCCUUCAGCAAUCUUCUUCUCCACUAAAGUGCUUUAGCUGACAGCAUGGUGACAUAGCAACAUAGAAAGAUAUUCUGACUUGGAAUUGUAUACAAAGCACUUCAAACAGGUAGCUUCAAGCAUAGAGUUAGUACAGUGCAUAGAAAAUUUUACUUUCUAUAUUGUAAGUGUAUCACUUGCAGAAGUAACUUGAUGUCAACACACCCGGCACAAUUAAAUAGUGCUCAAAUUCCUCCAUUGCCCAAUGAUGACAUCCUCCAUGUUAUUUAAAUGCAUCAAGGUAUAUAGAGUCAAGACAUAUCUGCCCUGAUCUAAUAGAUUUGUGGUGUGGGCUGAAUGGCCUUCAGUUCCUAAGUUCCCUAGCCUGGGAACACAGAAGCUAAUUAUAGGUCCCCUCAAAGAUAAACAUUUUUUGCUCUUUCUGGUACUGUGGUCUGGUAGUUGUGUAAAUAACAACAUGGCUUAUACCAUACCUUUCUUUAAAAAAAUAUUGCAUUAAGCCAAUACACCAAUGGCAAAAGGAAAAAGAAAACUGGGAUGUCAGGAUUCAGAAUAUAAUGAUACCUACAAUUCAGAAAGGGCACACAAAAAAAGUGUACUCUUAAUACUUUAAUUACUAAUAAUGAAGAACUGUACCAAUAAUAAGUGGAUGCUUAUGAGUUAAUUGGCUACUGCAAGUUACCUAUUAACAUAGGUAGUGGCAAAAACAAAGGACUUGAUGAUCGGGUGAGAGGGAAUAAGUUGCUGUGCUAUAGCGAAACGAGGGAAGGGAGAAUGAGGUUGAUAGGAUUGCUCUGUUGGAAGCCAACAUGGACCUGUGUCAUACUAAAUGUUUACUCAACCUGCUGCAAAAUUUUAUUGCUGAAAUAUUCCAAAGGUUCCAAACCUGAAGGUGAAAAUAAAACCAGUCCAUGCCUUGCUCCAUGUGUCUAGUUAUAGUUUUAGACACACUGCACUCCGAAGCACCUGCUCAGUGCCCUGGGGACCCUGGCCCUUUCUAUAGCACACAGAGGACCUCUAGUGGUAGAAGAGCUGUCAAGGUAGCAGAUAUCUCAAAUCCUGCAUUGGUCUUUCUGAUUCCAAUUUCGUCCCCACAUACCAAGACAUGUACAACCUCAUGCCUCUUAUAGCAUUAUUUAUUAUUGCAUUCUUUAAA